Molecule: messenger RNA, 3924 nt
Organism: Sinocyclocheilus grahami
Lineage: Eukaryota; Metazoa; Chordata; Actinopteri; Cypriniformes; Cyprinidae
Product: stereocilin-like
Exons: 22
Coding region: 1-3915 (1304 amino acids)
Biological process (GO): cell-matrix adhesion
Cellular component (GO): cell surface; kinocilium; stereocilium tip
Source: RefSeq, a predicted model, not a curated record
AUGGGUUUCAGGCCAGAUGGUUUACCCAGCAGGCCGUCUUUGAUGACCUGCCCCUCUACAGAGGAGGAAACAAGGACUUUGAAACCUCAGCACUCAUCUAGAAGACCUAAACUUCACCAGUCCCAGCCAAAAGUCCAUGAGCAGAGUGAUUCAGACCCCUCACCCUCAGCAGAGAUUCUGGAAGCUGCCUGUAAUGCCUCUAUCCCUGGUCUCACUGGCGUCUCGAAUUUCACUGUCUUUCUCUACUGUAAUAUUUUCGAUGGAGAGAAUGGCUCACAGGACCCUGAAGUCAACCAUUUUGGGGUAGACCUGCACGCGACCUGCUCCGACGCUGCUUGGUACCUCUCAGCAGCAGAGGAAGAUUUUCUUUGGGCAGAAGCUACAAGGGAUUACCAGUACCUCAACCAAUCAAGUAUUGAUGACCUCUGUCUUCAACUCUCCAAUGAUGUUUCUGGGGGAUCUCCUCCAGACACCACUGAGGACUGCUUAGCACUGCUAAGCAGCAAAACUCUAACUGCCCAGGAUUUUAGAAGGUGUUUUCUGCCCAAUAACACAGCCCUUAUUGCCUCUUUGUGCGGAAAUGAUUCGUCUCAAAUACCUCAAGAUGGGAGCUGGGCAGCCGAGUACUGCUCCAAAGUCACCCCUAAUCACUCUCAUGGGGCCCCCAAAGACAACUGUGAUUACUCGAACUGGAAGGCAGAAUAUUUUAUGAACACCACCGCCGUUGAGAUUUGCAGCAGUAAAGCAGGUUUGAAGGACUAUAUUUGCAAAAACGCCACACUGUACUUCACAUUGAUUCGAAAGCAACCUUUGCUCUUAGACUACUGUUUGAACUCUGAAGAGAAGCAGGGCACCAAGUGUGUCCUCCAGAAGCUGUUUGACAUGCUGCCAGCGCCGUAUGACUUCGACACGUCGCAACUUUGUGUGAACCCCUUGCCCAUUCUACAAGAGGCUAUUCAUAAGCUCACUUUAUGUGAAGGAGUAGUGGAUGAACACACGGGAUGGUUAGCUACGGUGAGCUACGUGCUUCGAAUGUUGGACUUUGUGGUGGGGCUCUCGGAAGGUUUAGAGGAGGGACAACAAGAGGUGCGUCAGAGCCUGGGUCAGGCCAUUCUUCUGUCCAGCCUCCAGGACAAUGUUUCCUUCUGGGCCACUCUACGGCCCGAUGCAUCAACAAGUGUACUUCACACUGUGGGCAUCUUCCUGAAGAGAGAGCAGAACUCCACCUUAAAAGAAGAUCUUUUGAGCUGUUUCAGUCCUGUCCUGUGGGAUCUCAUUCAGAGGGAGGGCAACUCUUCUGCUUUAAGAUUUUUAAUGCAGGAGUACCUACAGAUGCCUAGAGAGAGUAUUCGCAGUGUAGUUAUGUCGGCAGAAAAAGAUGCUGUGAAAAGAUUCCUUUCUCAUGUUCAUCAGAGUUGGGAUCAACUUCAAGUCUCUCCAAAAGAACAAGAGGCCAUGGAAACCAUGACAGCUGCUUUCAUUCACAAGUUUCCCCGUGUCACACCAGAGCUUUUCAUUGACCUCUCCCAGUUUAUACCGUACAUGUCUGUCUCAGACAUUAUGACCUUCCCUGCCUCCCUCAUGGUCAAUGAAAGUGUACUGCUGGCCAUUAGGGAUCACAGCUCUGAGAUGAAGUCUCCACAAAAACAAGCCUUCAUAAAACGCCUGUUACAGUCCAGCGUAGCUGGAGAUGUGCCUUCGUGGCCUCCAUACUUCCUCAGCUCCAUUCUGCCUCUACUUCCACAUCUCCCAGUCAGUCACUUUCAGCAGCUCACAUCUCAACAACUCACGCCCUUAAUGGAGAUGCUGGGGAACAGCAGUCUGGAUGCCACAAGGGGGCACCAUGUACUUCGUACUGUGUUCGGCCGGGGGAAGAACCUGACGAGUGACAACAUAAUGAAGUUAGGAGUUCUCAUAUGUUACCUGAACUCUGAGGACUUACAACAGUUAUUGUCUUCAUCGAAUCUCUCACCUGCCCUGUGGCAGCAGCUGGCACAAUGUGUAUCAGAGGGACACAUCAGUGGAAGUGGCAGAUAUCUUGUCAACUUCGGCAAUGGCCUCGUUACAUGGUAUGCUGCCACAAAUGGGUGCUUCAUUUUUGGAGCCAUUGUCCUCAAACGAGUUGUUGGAUCUGGUAACUCUGCCGGGUAUGCCAACUUUCCCACCUGCUCAGAUUUAGGUCGCAUUGCUGGUGGCAUGAGCUGUGAAUGGCUGAAGCUUUGGGUAAAUGAGUCAGGCUUUUCUGAAUUGUUGCAAUUCAUCACUAAGUUGCCAGGAGGACUUAGACCUGGUUUGAAGAAAUGCGUUGUGGUGGAGCUACGGAAACAGCCUGAUAUUGAUCUAAAUGACUUGGACCCCUCAUUUGCUGCAAGAUUACCGCUGACCAUGUUGGAGAACCUGUCUAACUCUUCACUCAAUACUGUACUGGACUAUGUUCGACAACACUUUAUUGACUUUCUCCAGCUUCCACGACACAAGCAAACGGCCCUAGCAGAGAAAGCUAUCGAUGUACUCGGCAUCUCUGAAAAUGGCCUCACCGGGGCCUCCAUGGAUAUGCUCGGUCCUUUUCUGCCCUUCCUGGACAGGGAUGUGUUAACUCACAUAGAUCGAGAGGCUCUGAAACUGCGACUAGAGGAACUGAAACAAUAUUGCCUGCCCUCUGACACCUUCAGACAAAUAGCAGCUUUGCUCACAGAGAGAAGCAUGCUGGGAGAUCUGAAAACAUGGACGGUUGGGGAUGUUGAGCAUGUGGGUAGACUUUUGUUCACCCUUUCACCUCAGCAGAUAAGAUCUCUGCCACUGGGUGAUUUAGGUAAAGACACAGUUGAGCAGGUUCUGAUGAGCCAGUGGCUUUGGAAAAGCAGCGAAUUGGGAAAGGCUUGUUUGGAUUUGAAAGGACUACGAGAAAAGAUGAACGGUCUCACCCACAGGAUCGUUAAAGGUCGAUGGUGGAUGAGAAGGGGGCCCAUUCCAAGCUGUGCAGACAUUAAAGGGACAUUUCCAUCGGCCUGGAGAUCCUAUCAGCUGAAUCGAUUAAAGAGGAAGGAGCUGAAGAUGUGUGUUGAGUUCAUUGGUCAGGAUGACACACUUGAUGCCGAGCAACGUGAAGCACUUUGGAUGGAACUCAGACCAGUGUAUAAACCAGUGAAGCAGCUUGAACCAGAACAGGUGUUGGAACUGGGUUGUAUAGUGACUGAGAUGGGAGAAAGAGAGCUACAGGCUGUCAACUUGUCCAAUCUGGCUGUGGUGGCCCAUCUUGGGGACCUCAGUGGGUGGAACGCAAAGAAAAUGAGAGCAGUUGUCCUUGGUAUAAUGAAGCGACUUAAACAAAAGCCUGAAGAGCUUGGUGUGGUGGAGCUUGUUUCCUUUGGACAUCUGCUUUGUGGCUUCAGUUCCUCUGAAAUUUCCCAUCUAGACCCGUUCAACCUGAGCGUGGCUGCUUUGUUUCUGGGGGAGAUGGUACUGCCGUGUUCUGAGCAGCAGACCGAGGCGCUGACGUCAUGCCUAUCCAGUCCUCUGGGCUUUGGUCCAGUCAGCAGCUGGGGCUCUGAGGUCUUCACUGAGAUUGGGACUUUGGCAGCUGGGCUGGAGGAUAUGGUAUUGUCUGCACUAAUAAAAGAGCAAGUGGAAGGACUUACACCAGCAGCAAUUACCCUGAUAUCUCCAAGAAAAUUCGCUGUGGUAUUCAGUGCCACGCAGCUGUCUUGGCUGAGCUCUGAACAAGCGUGUGCCGUGACAGAGGAGCAGUGGGCAGAAUUAGACAAUGAACAAAGACAAGCACUUGUCAUGGCCCAGUAUGAAGGCGAAUUAAUGCUUGAGCACAGAGGCAGGAACCAGGCUCCAUCGUUAUGGUUUGCCGGCAGCUUCAGAAAAUGUUUAUUACUUUUUGUCUGUACAUUGUGGAUACUGUUAUAAAGAUUAUAA